This is a messenger RNA of Chlamydomonas reinhardtii, 3058 nucleotides long. RefSeq lists its product as uncharacterized. Gene Ontology annotation, molecular function: cyclin-dependent protein serine/threonine kinase activity; ATP binding; RNA polymerase II CTD heptapeptide repeat kinase activity. NCBI's taxonomy places the organism in Eukaryota, Viridiplantae, Chlorophyta, Chlorophyceae, Chlamydomonadales, Chlamydomonadaceae. Gene Ontology annotation, biological process: positive regulation of transcription by RNA polymerase II; protein phosphorylation. The coding region runs from base 197 to 1258 and encodes 353 amino acids. The record is from RefSeq and is a predicted model, not a curated record. Gene Ontology annotation, cellular component: transcription factor TFIIK complex; nucleus; transcription factor TFIIH holo complex. The transcript has 10 exons.
CAAACACAUACCAAAAGCUGUAACUGCAGCUGGCUUGCCCUGUUUUAGGUUCUAGGAAACAAACAGCAAUGCCUCGCUCGCUGUGACGGGCAUCAGCAGCCGCUGGUCUAUCAAAUACUUACUUUCAUAGUGUGCUAGACUAGCUCAGAAAUCAGGUGGCAUGUUGGCUGGGUAGGGGUCUCGCGCGCACGGGCGAAUGGCGGAGAACUACGUCCGCGGCGCCCUGCUGGGACAGGGCACGUUCGCGGCCGUGUACAAGGGUUCGGACAAGCGGACAGGGAAGCCGGUUGCUUUGAAGGAGAUCUUCCCUGAUGACAAGGGAGGUGCGGAGGGGAAAAAGGGCCUGGACCCAACCGCGCUGCGGGAGAUCAAGCUGCUUCGCGAGUUGCAGCACGAACACAUCAUCCGGCUGAUGGACGCCUACCCGAAAAAGAAGUCGGUAGUGCUGGUUUUGGAGUACAUGCACAGCGACCUGGAGGCGGUGAUCAAGGACGGCAACCUGGUCCUGGCUGCGGCGGACGUCAAGAGCUACAUGCAGCAGCUGCUCACGGCGCUGGAAACGUGCCACAGCAGAUGGGUACUGCACCGUGACAUCAAGCCCAACAACUGCCUCAUAGCGCCGGACGGCAAGCUCAAGCUGGCGGACUUCGGCCUGUCACGUGUGUACGGCAGCCCUGAUGGCCGUCUCACACACAAGGUGUUUGCGCCCUGGUACCGGGCUCCGGAGCUGUUUUUUGGGGCCAAGCAAUACACGUCGGCUGUGGACGUGUGGGCGGCGGGCUGCAUCAUGGGCGAGCUGUUGCUACGCAGGCCGCUGUUUGACGGCAUGUCCGACAUCGAGGUGCUCGCCAAGGUGUUUGCAGUAUGCGGCACACCAGGCGUGGACGGCAACUGGCCGGCGGCGCGAGACCUGCCCUACUUCCUGCAGUUCACGGAGACCAAACCGCUGCCGCUGCGACAGGUCUUCCCAGCGGCCUCGGGCGAUGCGCUGGACCUGCUGGGGCGCAUGCUGUGUCUGGACCCACAGCGGCGCAUCACCGCCGCAGAGGCCCUGGCGCACCCCUACUUCGCAAACAACCCGCCGCCCACGCCCCCAGCGCUACUGCCGCGGCCGCUGAAGCGUGAGGACGCGCCUCUGGCCAGUGGCGUGGCACCCGGCGCGGCAAAAGGUCGCGAGCGCAUGUCUCCCAGCGCCUCGCCCCGACCCAGCAAGGCACCGCGGCGUACGGGGCCAAGCGGUACAGCGACACCUCGGUGACGGAGCUGGAGGAGUGAAGGAGCCUGCACCCGCAGGUGGGGGUGGAGCAAGCGCUAGGAGGAGGGGUCAUCCGUGUGCUGAAGAGACGCGAUAAACGCAGAGUGCAGCAAGAUGGAGCGGCUCCGUUAGGGGGCUGCAUACAGAAGGGAGGAGGUUGGCGAACGUCGUAGCUACUAGUAGGACGCAGUGAUGUGGCUGGGGCUGUGGCAUGCGUGGACUGGGCCGGGAAACAGGGCCUGGCCGCGGAGGAGCACUGCAGGGUGUUUGUUUGCGUACGGAUGCCAAUGAGAGGUGGUUGCAGAUGCAACCUCGACUCGGCAUGCAUGGAAUCAAUGAAGUGGCAGCGGCAAUGCUAUAGACAGGGGUGCAUCGAUGGCACUGUCAGCACAAGGAAAGGUUCCUUGGGUCAGCGCGGAAUUGGCUGGUUGAAGGGAAGCAUGAAUAGAGCCAGGGGAUAGGUGGGGAGCAUCUAGAGUUUUAGGCAGGACUCAAAACCUGGAGGUCUUGUGCUUGACAGGUGGUACACACUCGAAAUAGACGCAUAAGUUUCCCGAGGUGCAGCAGGCAGGCAGGCCCUUGGUUGCUGUCAUAUGUGCUCAGGGGAACCGUCACAACGUCAUGUUCGCUUGUGCGUGUUGCGUUCUUUCAAGCAUAUCAAUAACCGUGUAGUUGAGGCUUGACCCUUACUAUCAUCUGUGUCAUGAACUCAUGGGCCGCCAUGGGCGCAUGGGCGGCCAGUUGAUCGCUCCGCUGAAGGAUGCGACAUGCGAUACGGUGCGCAACUUCUGCCAACCAUUGCGCUGGUCGUGCACCAGAAACCGGGUGUAUCGCUGCCGGCGUCGCGGCGCGUCUGCGCAGCAUGUGUUGUGCGGGGCUGGGACGGGCCCCCAUUUCAUGCUGCUGGAGUACCAUGUGUUAACUGGUACUGAGCUGCAGAUGAGCCGUCGAUGGCGGCCUUACGCAAUAAUCAUUUAGCGUUUGUUGUGAUGCUGGGGUCGAGCCCCCAAACGCCCGCUGCUAUGGUCGCUGUCCUGGCGGGCUCCUUGGCGCGACUGUGGUCUUUAAGAUGGGCCGAUGGGAGAUCGUUCACAGGCACCCCGAGAAGGAUGGCGGCUAAUGCGUGCUGGGCUUUCCCCAGCAUGCCGCAAUGCAGCGCCAUGCGGGCGAGGGGCGUGUCGGUGGCUGGCUCCGUGGAGCGCAUGUGGGGUAGAUAUGGCUGAGGGGAUCGGCGACAUGACUGGUCCAACUGCAGGCGCUGCACGAGAGUAUCAGAAUAUGGGCAAUUGGGCAUGGCUGGUUCCCCCUGUUUGCGUGUGGUUGUGCUGCUUUUGCACCUGCCUCCUUGCCUGCCUCUCGGGAUGUGGCCGCCGCUUCAGGGCGUGGUAUCUGACGUGGUAUGCAUUGCGGCUCUUUCCGCGUGGGAUGUCAGCGUAUCGUCAUGAAUUGACGGGCGGGAGGUACAUAGGCGUCCGCGAAGGUUACAGAAGUUAGCGCGUAUGUGCUUGAAGGCUAUUGAUCGUGCUUGCAAUCGCAUGCCUCGGCAUGUAUCCGCGGGGUUGGGAUCCGGUUCCCCUUGACGCAACCCUGCCUAGACGCUCCUGGACACUUAUGGCCUUAUGGGUGCUGUGCUGCAAGUUGAUUGUUUGGGGUCUGGGAAUACGCUGCACACUAUGAAUGCGACAUUACAAGAAGGGGCAGUCCACACUGUGGGACUACGCCAACCUGCCCCUUGCCAUGGCCCAUGGGUGCCGCGCUGUGCUGAUGAGCUGAAUCCCGGAGGGUGCCUGAUGUCGUACACUC